AUGGAAGAAAAUUAUUGGCCUCUGUGUCAUCAGCAGGAUAACAUAUUAGAGGACACAAUACCUGAAUAUGCUGCACAGUUCUAUGAAGAGGUCAUAAGUACAAUACUUCGUGAAGAAAAAAAAGCCUCGGGCCUUGGACCACCUAGUCAGAGUCACCCGAUCAUCCACCUGUGCAUCCCUAAUCUCAAGGAAAAUGAAGAUCUCAUGCUGGGAGAAGAGGACCUGCUUAUAUCAGGGCCUGUUUGUGUUACCACAUCCUUCCUCACAAUUACAGGGGCACUGCUAGUGCCAAAGUCUUUUAUGCUUUCAAUUCGUGCAUCUGCACAAGCAGAAAACAAUAUUUCAAAAGGAUAA
Molecule: messenger RNA, 354 nt
Organism: Miscanthus lutarioriparius
Lineage: Eukaryota; Viridiplantae; Streptophyta; Magnoliopsida; Poales; Poaceae
Source: the annotation of a GenBank genome assembly